Molecule: messenger RNA, 743 nt
Organism: Arabidopsis arenosa
Lineage: Eukaryota; Viridiplantae; Streptophyta; Magnoliopsida; Brassicales; Brassicaceae
Source: the annotation of a GenBank genome assembly
ACACUAAGAACAAAACGAGUGAAAUAUGGACAAACCCACAAGCCGUGAUGAUGAGUCCAACCUUCCGAUGAUGCUCCGGUUCGUGACAAGUCCCGAUGAUCGAGUUUACCACCUUCCGAUGGCGAUUUUGAAGCCUUCUACCUUGGACUACCAUACCAACAAAGGCCAUGAUGAUACCAAACGAAAAUUCUCAAUGUAUUUCUAUCUUCCUGACAAGAAUGAUGGAUUGGAUAGUCUUUUGAAGGAAAUGGUAUCUACUCCUGGAUUUGUAGAUAGUCACAUUCCGAGAUACCGAGUUGAAGUGGCUGAUUUCAGAAUUCCAAAGUUUAACAUCUCUUUCAUGUUUUCCACUUUGGAUUUUCCUGAACUUGAUUCAUUGUCGUUGUACCAUAAAGCUUGUGUCAAGAUCGAUGAAGACGGCGCUGAAGCUGCGGCUGUUACUUUUGGAAUGAUGGAAACAGGCACUGGUUUUCAUAUGGAGAAGAGGAUAGAUUUUGUGGCAGAUCAUCCAUUUCUUUUCUUGAUUAGAGAAGACAAAACCGGAACCAUUUUGUUCCUUGGUCAAAUCUUCGAUCCUUCGAGAAAAUCGAAUUAGGUUAGGUCCUCUGGUAGUUUUGUGAGUUGAAACGAGAUUGGUUCUGGUUAGUUCUGUUAAGAAGGUUUGGUUCGAUCAUUUUUGAUUCUUCGGUUGGCUUUGAUCGUUUCUGUUAUGAAUUUUUGAUCAAUAAAAACGUGAUAUUGAU